Dendrobium catenatum is the source of this 3197-nucleotide messenger RNA. Its product is annotated as E4 SUMO-protein ligase PIAL2. The record is from RefSeq and is a predicted model, not a curated record. The transcript is spliced from 16 exons. NCBI's taxonomy places the organism in Eukaryota, Viridiplantae, Streptophyta, Magnoliopsida, Asparagales, Orchidaceae. Bases 57 to 2822 code for a protein of 921 amino acids. Gene Ontology annotation, molecular function: zinc ion binding; SUMO ligase activity. Gene Ontology annotation, biological process: protein sumoylation.
UUGCCCUCCGAAGCGUUCCGUGAUCCCGUCUUCUGAAGGACACAGGGGGAUAGACCAUGGCUACUUCUGUUCCUUACUCCGCGGUCACUGCGAUGGCGGCUGCUAAUGCGGCGGCGGCAGCCGCCAUAGGCUCGUCGACGUCGGCUUCCGUUCCGGUAGGCCCCCUUCUAUUAGCAGAGCAAGCCAACAAGCUCCGUCUCAUGGCUGUUUACGAUCGCCUCUCCCAAUGCUUGAACGGCGGCUCGCGUAUGGAGAAUUCCGAUGUGAUCCGCCUCUGUUACUCCUUUGCCAAAGCUAUUGAUUGUUCGCUCACACUUAAUGAUAUUCCUGGAAUUGCUCUUCGCUUGCCUCCACUAAUAAAAAAGGUUUAUGAGUGGAGGAAGAAUGCUAAUCUUCAGUCAGCUAUCAUGAUGGUGCUUAUCUCUAUCAAGAAUGCAUGCAAGAGGGGAUGGUUUCGUACUGUAGAUGCUGAGGAGCUCAUCUGCAUGGUGGAUGAGAUGUGCAGCAAAUUUUGUACAGAAUUGUGUCCAAACACUCAUGUCAGCCAUGCUUUAAGUACUAUUUCCAAAAUAAUGCCAAGGUUCUAUCCUCAUUUGAUGCUACAAAGUUUAAUUGUUUCUUUUGAAGCGAAGCCUGGUUAUGAUGUUCUGAUGUCCGAUUUCCAUUUCCCGAAGGGCCACCAUCCAGAGCAAAAUAUUAUGCUGAUUGUUGUUAAGACAGAGAAUUUGGAAACCUCUUCCUGUAUCGCAAAUCCUCAAGCGAGCUUCUUGGUCAAUGGAAAAGGUGUGGACAAAAGGAAUAAUGUCUCACCAGAUUGUGGACCUCAACUUCCGACGGACAUAUCCAAAAUGCUUAAAUAUGGAAUAAAUGUUCUUCAGACAAUUGGAUAUUUUGAUGGCGCUUACUUGAUAGCAAUAGCAUAUAUGAGCAAGAUGCCUAACUGCACUCCUGAACUGAAAGAUUACGUCCAGCCAGUUCUAGCAGCUCUUGAUUCUGAUUCUGAAAUAAUUGAAGGGCCAUCAAGAAUAUCACUUAGUUGUCCAAUAAGUUUCAAACGAAUGAAAACUCCAGUUAAAGGUCACCUUUGCAAGCACCACCAGUGUUUUGAUUAUGAAAACUUCUUGGAAAUGAACUCAAGGAAGCCAAAAUGGCGUUGUCCUCAUUGUAACCAGCCUGUCUGCAUGAUUGACCUGCGUGUUGAUCGAAAUAUGGUUAAGAUAUUAGAGGAAGUGGGAGAAGAUGUUACUGAAGUUGUUAUUCAUGCUGAUGGGUCAUGGAAUGUAGUUGCUGAACAAGGGAGAUGUUCUGAUGAAUUGUACGAUGGAACCCAAGUUCAUGAUCAUGCUGACAGCAUGGAGUGUGAAACAACUAAGUCUAAAAUUUCAAUGGCAGAUCUGGUGGACCUAACGAUGGAAGAAGAUGACAAUUAUGAUACAACACAGGCAACAAUAAGACGAGAGGCAUCCUUGGAUGGUUGUGCAAGCCAAAGUUGUGACCAUAUCUUGGAAAUUGAAGACAGGAAACCUUUGAUUGAUUUUGGAUGUAUUCCAGUGCCUCAGCUUCUUCCCAAUCCAGCACUUGCCAACCAAGCAUCCAAUCCUCCUCAGGUACCAGUGUUUCAGAUAGGAGACAGGGUUCAACAAGCAUUCAUGCCAUCCUAUGCCACUAAUGGAUCUAUGGCUUCUGUUGGAUCUCCUCACAUGGGAAGUUCACAAUCACUUCCACCAAAUGUGUUGGGUAAUCUUGUUCAUUCAGAUGCUUUUUCUCCUCUACUUGAUCAAACCCCAUUAGCAGUCCAUGCUCUUCCAGUUGCCAAUAAUUUAACCGAGAGGAUAAUUGGAAGGCCACCCAGAAAUGCAGAUAGAGCCCCUGUUGCAGUUCAGGCUCUUCCCGUGCCACAACAAACGCACAACACAUCUCGAAGAUUACAUGCUAAUUUACCUGAUAAUCAAUUAGCCUCUAAAAAUUUAUCUCCUAGGCAAUAUCAGACAGUUAAUGUAUCAAACCACCUGGAGAACUUCAGUGGAGGAAUAGGUAACAUGGACAUGCAACAAGGCAUAAGAACUGCAGAUACAUCUGCAAUGCAGGAUCAUAUUCUGAAUGAAGCGGUGCUGCAGCAAGGGAUUGGGCUACCAUCACCUAGAACAUUAAACAGUAGAUCACCUUUUAGUCAUCGGAGGGGACCAAGCGAUGUCGAUACAUUUCGAUCUUCGCUUCAACCUUCACCCUUCUCUCGAAAUUCUCUCCAAACACCGCCGGGCUUCAGGUCACCUCAAUCCAUGAGCCAAGCCAUGAAUCUUCCGUCGCAAUCGCCUAGUCUUCCGUCUGCGGUUCGGCAAGCAUCUCAUAAUACAAUUGGCCUUGCAGCUAGUAACUUUGGGAAUCAGCGAAACCACCUUACUCAAGCUUCUCUGCCACCAGAGUCUUUGAGAUCACUGUCCACAUCCACAGCCAAUUUAAUGCAAGCUCGGGAUAACUCGAGAGUGGCCGGUACAGAUCGAUGGAGGAGCUUGACGACAGGGGGAAUGCCUUCCCCACUUUCAAGGUCAGAGGGGAUUCCAGAGCUUCCACAUGAGCAAAAUUGGAGGCCAACUGGUAGAAUGAGGGGCAGCUUAACUGGUAGUGAUUAUUCUGCUGUCAUUAGUAACUAUAUGCCCCCUUUGAACCAGUCAGGCACAGCUAGGCCUUCAACUGUUCCCUCUUCCUCUGAUCAAGUUUCAGCAUUAAUUGCCAACAAUCUCAUGGCUCGUGGAGCAGUGAACCAUCAAACUAGCUCUAGUCAGGAUAAUGUUGGCUCUCAACUAGGAGAUGCAAGGAUUUAACAUGCUGAGAUACUGGAGAUCCAUAUUUAAAAUGUAUGUUCUCACCUGUAGAUUCAUCAAUCAUUGUGCAUAUUACAUGUAAUCCUUGUGAUGGGGAUAUUAGAGCAUGGAGGGUUUAUCAUUGUAGAGGUCGGAGAACUACUGUCUUGAUUGAGUCUUUAUAUUUUUUUUUGUUUUCACGUGUUGUAGGAGACUUAUGUGAUGUUAUUUAUUUUAUUACAGUUUUACCCUCACUUGAGGGAGCUUUUGUUUAGUUUGGCCAAGGGCCUUCUAGUCUUUUAUUUCUUUCAUGUUUCUGGUGCCUAUGCAUAUGGCCCAUUGUUUUCUUGUAGGGAUGAUGAAUAUUUGAUAUAAAAUUUAUGGUUAUAUGUUUCA